AUGAAAUGGAAAGAGGACUACUCUUAUAUACAGAACUUAUACAAAGAGCUACUUGACAAUGAGGAAAUCUCGACUGACAUAAUAUAUAGAAAGAUAAACAGAUUGGAAAGCCAGAUUCGAAAAAAAACAGACAUUAUAAUCCGCCAAUUAAGCAUUCUUCAGAGAGAAGAGAAGGAGCUUGAAGAUAUUUUAGAAAGGAGUAUGCACUAA
Messenger RNA from Nematocida ausubeli, 210 nucleotides. RefSeq lists its product as uncharacterized. NCBI's taxonomy places the organism in Eukaryota, Fungi, Microsporidia. The coding region runs from base 1 to 210 and encodes 69 amino acids. The transcript has a single exon. The record is from RefSeq and is a predicted model, not a curated record.